Messenger RNA from Miscanthus lutarioriparius, 1158 nucleotides. The record is from the annotation of a GenBank genome assembly. NCBI's taxonomy places the organism in Eukaryota, Viridiplantae, Streptophyta, Magnoliopsida, Poales, Poaceae.
AUGAUCCGGCGAGGCUCAAGCGGAACGGGCCCGAUUUGGAGGUGGAGUCCACCGCUCGAGGAGGUGGCAUGCGUCCGCGAGGACCUCACGGACGAGUGCGAGCCGCACGGCUCGCUGCUCCACCUGCAGCUGCCGGGGCCGUCGUCGUUCUUCACCGUGCAGGGCGUGCGCCCGGUGCGCCGAGGGAUGUGGGGGAAAGGAGUGUGCGUGGGCACCUUCUGCUGCGCCGCUGACGGGCUCCCGCCACGCGAGCACGGCAUGGCGUGCCUGGGCAACGUCGAGCUCGACCUGUCGGCGAUGCCGACGCUGGAGCAGGCGCACGCGGUGAUCCGGCACUACGGCCCCACGUUGUUCUUCCACCCCAAGGAGGUCUACCUGCCGUCGUCCGUCUCCUGGUUCUUCAAGAACGGAGCCGCACUGUACAAGCGAGGUGGAAACACCACGGGCGAGGAGAUCGACGGCGAGGGGUCCAACCUUCCUGGCGGGGGUUGCAACGACGGGGAGUACUGGAUCGACGUUCCCAGCGGCGAGCGGGGCCGCGCCGUGUGCCGCGGCAACAUCGACAGCGCGGAGCUCUACGCGCAUGUGAAGCCGGCGAUGGGCGGCACGUGCACCGACGUGGCCAUGUGGGUGUUCUGCCCGUUCAACGGCCCGGCGAGGCUCAAGCUGGGCCCGAUCAGCCUCCCGCUGGCCAAGACCGGGCGGCACGUCGGGGACUGGGAGCACUUCACGUUCCGAGUCAGCAACCUCACCAGUGAGCUCAUGGGCGUGUACUACUCGCAGCACAGCGGCGGGCACUGGGUGGACGCCUCCGCGCUGGAGUACAUCGACGGCAACCGGCCCGUGGUGUACUCGUCCAGGAACGGGCAUGCGAGCUACGCGUACCCUGGUGUGUACCUGCAGGGCUCGGCGGCGCUCGGGGUCGGCAUCCGCAACGACGCCGCUCGGAGUAGUCUAUUCGUGGACUCCAGCGCCAGGUACCGCAUCGUUGCGGCGGACUGGCGGAGUAUCUGGGCGAGGGCGCCGUUGCCGAGCCGCAGUGGCUGCAGUUCAUGCGGGAGUGGGGUCCGACGGUGGUGUACAAGUCGAGGAAGCGGAUGGAGUGGAUGGUCGGGCGCCUACCUCCCCGGCUCAGGUGCAGAGCGGAGAGCAUGCUGA